UUCAUAUAAAAAUAAAUCAUAAUUUUAUUUUUUGAAUGCAUUUAUUAUAUGUAAAUAAACUUUAAUUUUAUAAAUAGUUGAACAGCAGUGUGUAUCAUAAGUACAAAAAUAUAAUUUACUGAGAUUUGUAAUUCGUGGACGCUGUGAAAUCUAAAAAAAAUAUAUAUCAAUGAGCUAUUGAAUGCAAGACAAAAACACUGUAUUUUCUUACCUAAAUAAAAACUCAAAAUGCGUUGCUGCGUGCCGUUUUGUAAUAAUUCUUCAAAAUAUACGCUUGGAUCGCAAGGUGAUAUCACCUAUCACAAGUUCCCAGUCAAUCCUGGUACUAGGAAGUGCUGGCUGAAAGCUCUCAACAAAGAUGAGGCAAGUCUACCCACCCGAGCGGCUGUUUGUUCCCAACACUUCUUGUUUGAUGAUUUCUAUGUAUCUAAAACUGGUUUGAGGAAAGUCAGGGCGGAUGCUGUGCCUUUGGUGGUGCAUGUCUGUUUAAUAUGCCUGGACACAGAGAGCAAAAUGUACCCAUUAAAUAAAUAUAAACUAAAGGAACCAUACAGAACAUUGACUGGAAUUGCAUUGGAAGAUAAAGACAAGAUGCCCAAAACUCUGUGUGGAGAGUGUGCACACAGACUUCUGAACUUCAACAAGUUCAGGGAAAAAAGCGAGCGUGCACACUCACUUAUGUUAAGACUGGUCAAAGAACACAAAUCUAUAACAAUCCAAAACGUGAAAACAAUAAACCGACAUGAAAACGACCUGAUAUCAAAAUUAGUCCAUAAACAAUUUGAGCCAAACAACUGUGAUUUAUAUAUCCUAGAAGAUGUAGAAGAUAACCUAACUGUUUUGGACAAAACUGACCUAAAUGAGAAAACUGUCACAGUUAAACAUGAAAAUUUUACCUAUACUAAUGAAAACUAUAUUGAAACUAAAGACGAGUUAAGUAUAGACCACGAAGUUUUGACUAACGAUAAUUUAAACCAUUUAAAUUCAAUCAAAGAUAGCUUCAAUGACGGAAAUGCUGACGAUGGUUUAAAUAACGAUAACGUUACUGCAAGUAACGAUAACGUUAUACUAAAUAACGUUAAAAAUGAAAACAGUGACAACGACGCCGAUUUCUUGCCGAAUAACGAUUGCAAUGACUAUUCUACAGAUGACAGCUUACCUUUAGAGACGAAACGCAAGAAAAUAUUGAAAAAAGAGAAGAGUAAGACCAAAAAAGCUAAGGUCAAAUCUAAAGUUAUCGAACCGAAAAUAGAUAGACGAAGGAAACCGUUUUUGAACACGGAUUUGAAUGAAACUUUGUUCACUAUAACUGAUUUAAGUUUUGAUGAGCAAGUAGCUGAUAUACGGAAAAGGCAAGAAACAGCUAACUAUAAGAAUUCUCCGUUCAAAUGUACGCUGUGUUUCAAAGGGUUUUUGGACGAGGAUGCUUACAAUGGGCAUAUGUCGAGGCAUACUGAUCAAUGUGGGGAGUAUGAGUGUGAAAUAUGCAAGACGCAUUUCAAGCACUCUCACGCGCUGAGGAAGCACAUCACCGCACACCACACGCAAAGGUUCAGCUGCAACUCCUGCCCGUACAUCACCACACAUCGACAAACGGCGAGGCUCCACGAAAGAUGGCACAAAGGGACGAAGUACCAAUGCCCGCACUGUCCAGACGAGUUCGUCAAGUUCACGACGUACAUGGGCCACAUACGCAUCAAGCACCCCUCCGACUUUGUGUGCGCGCUGUGCGGGUACUCCUUCGUCAGCGAGAAGGGCAUCGACUUGCACAAGAAGCUCAAGCAUCGCCUCGACGACAGAGAGAUCCCCGAGGACGGUCCAUUCUGUGAGCUGUGCAACGUCCGCUUCGUAUCUGAAGUCGCGUACAAGAGACACCGCCAGGUCUCCGCCAAACAUAACACAGACUCUGAUGCGAAAGAAAAGUCGAAAGGCAGGAAGCCCAGAGAAAUCAAGGAAAAGUCCAAAAACGACAGUUCGGAGAGAAACGAGAGAAGAAUGUACCCUAGUCAGAUGCGGAAAGCGGAAGGUCCUAUAUCUUGUGAACAGUGCGGCAUGCAACUAGAAGACUCUAGAGCGUACCACGGGCACUUCAGGCGUCACCACCCGGACAAGAACCGAACCAACUACCCUUCCAUGAAGUCGCCCUUCAUGUGCGAGUCUUGUGGCAGAAUGUUUCAGAGUUACGCCCUUCUAAAAGACCACCGCUGGGUACAUACGGGCGAGCGUCCGUUCGCGUGCGACGCGUGUGGGAAAUCCUUCCGUAUGAAGCAGCGGCUGGUCGCGCACCGCCGCGUGCACAGCCAGGUGCGAGCCACGUACGUGUGCAAUCUGUGCGGGAAGAGCUUCUCCACGCAUAGCAACCGACAGAGGCAUAUGGUGAUCCACACGGGUCUCAAACCGUUCAAGUGUGAGAUGUGUGGCAAGUGCUUCAAACACUCGAGCGAGAAACGCGCGCACAUCACUUACGUUCAUCUUAAAAAGCCGUGGCCCAAGCGAGCUAGGGGGAAGCGACGCUCAGACAGACCGAGACAGUUGCAACCUCUCGGUUCGGUACCGGCGGGUGUGAGCGAGAUGGACAUAGCCCAGCAAGCGUGGGGCGCUUGCGACCCCAAACACCACAAUAUGAACAUUAUGGAAGAUAAACCAGUGUAUUUUAGUAAUAUUAAAGUCCUGUACGACGCCGCGUAACUUAUUUACCGACUAGCUGUGCCCGCGACUUCGUUCGCUUGGAAUAGAAAUGUUCGCCGUGAUUCUUUAAAUUGACAUAACUUUUUUUAUUUAUGAAC
Maniola jurtina (meadow brown) is the source of this 2786-nucleotide messenger RNA. RefSeq names its product zinc finger protein 90-like. Gene Ontology annotation, biological process: regulation of transcription by RNA polymerase II. Lineage: Eukaryota; Metazoa; Arthropoda; Insecta; Lepidoptera; Nymphalidae. The transcript is spliced from 13 exons. Gene Ontology annotation, molecular function: DNA-binding transcription factor activity, RNA polymerase II-specific; RNA polymerase II transcription regulatory region sequence-specific DNA binding; zinc ion binding. The coding region runs from base 229 to 2688 and encodes 819 amino acids. Gene Ontology annotation, cellular component: nucleus. The record is from RefSeq and is a predicted model, not a curated record.